Messenger RNA from Myxocyprinus asiaticus (Chinese sucker), 2619 nucleotides. Its product is annotated as gastrula zinc finger protein XlCGF26.1-like. Lineage: Eukaryota; Metazoa; Chordata; Actinopteri; Cypriniformes; Catostomidae. Bases 243 to 2159 code for a protein of 638 amino acids. Gene Ontology annotation, biological process: regulation of transcription by RNA polymerase II. The record is from RefSeq and is a predicted model, not a curated record. Gene Ontology annotation, molecular function: DNA-binding transcription factor activity; RNA polymerase II cis-regulatory region sequence-specific DNA binding. The transcript has 2 exons.
UGGCGGCGCCCGAGCAGACGCUAAACAUGUACCUGUAAGCUAGUAAAAUGCUCCAAAGGUUCAGGGUUCCUGCAUUACACUCAUACCUUUUUUUUUUUACACGCCAUCGUCCGGGCCUCGAGCAACAGGACGCUUUGUGGUCGCAAUCAGGAUAGAGCAAACCGACAAAGACACUCUUAUCAAACAAGAAGGAAUAACACCAGGUGUAAUAACUGAAAUCUGUGUAACACGCCAUUAAAAAGAUGGAGUUUAUCAAAGAGGAGACCGAAUACAUGAGUUGUGCAGAAGCAUGCAGCAUGAAAAACGAAGACACAACGGAACAAAAAGAACCGGUGGAACCGAAAGAGGAAAGUGAAGAACUGAAAGUGGAGGAGAGACAUCAGUAUGAGAAACUUCAUGACUUGGUCACAACUGGAGAAGAAGCUAUUAGCUGCUCACAGGCUAAAAAGAAUGUCUCGCAAAAAACAACCCGAGCCAAACAUUAUUUCGCCUGCCCUCAGUGUGGAAAGAGUUACAGCAGUAAAGGAAAUCUUGAGGUGCACUUGAAAACCCACACUGGAGAGAAGCCUUUUGCAUGCCCUCAGUGCGGAAAGAGUUUCCUGUUUAAAGGAAGACUUAAUGCACACAUAAGAAGUCACACUGGAGAGAAGCCUUUUGCAUGCCCUCAGUGCGGGAAGAAUUUCGGCAGCAAAGGAAUCCUUGCUCGGCACGUGAAAAUUCACGAUGCACGGGACCCUCUUACCUGCCUUCAGUGUGGGAAAAGUUUUACAGUGAAACAAUACUAUAACCGUCACAUGAGAAUUCACUCUGGGGAGAAGCCUUUCACGUGCCCUCAGUGUGGGAAAGGUUUCACAGAGAAGCAAAGCUUUGAAAAUCACAUUAGAAGUCACACUGGAGAGAAGCCUUUUGAGUGCCCUCUGUGUGGACAAGGAUUCACGCGGAAAGAAAGCUUUGAAGCGCACAUGAGAAUUCACACUGGAGAGAAGCCUUUUACGUGCUCUCAGUGUGGGAAGAGUUUCACACGUAAAGUGACCUAUAAGAUGCACAUGAGAAUUCACACUGGAGAGAAGCCUUUCACGUGCCCUCAGUGUGGAAAAAGUUUUGCAGAUAAACCAAGCUUUAACUGCCAUGUAAGAAUUCACAAUGGAGAAAAGCCUUUUACAUGCCCUCAGUGUGGGAACAGCUACCCGUGUAGACGAUACCUGAAAAGGCACAUGAAAGUGCAUGCUGAAGUAAAACCUUUCACCUGUCCUCAGUGUGGAAAAGGCUACACAGACAAAGGAGGCCUUACCAAUCACAUCACGAAUAUUCACACUGGAGAGAAGCCUUUCCCAUGCCUCCAGUGUGGAAUGAGCUUCUCACGUAGAACAGCCUUUAAUACACACAUGAGAAUUCACACCGGAGAGAAGCCUUACACAUGCCAGCAGUGCGAGGAGAGCUUCACAAACAAAAGAAGACUUGAUACCCACAUGAGAAUUCACACUGGAGUGAAGCCGUUUACCUGCUUCCAGUGUGGGAAGAGCUUCACACGCAAAAGGACGCUUAAUACGCACGUGAGAAUUCACACCGGAGAGAAGCCAUACACAUGCCAGCAGUGCGAGGAGAGUUUCACCAACAGAAGAAGACUUGUUUCUCACAUGAGAAUUCACACUGGAGAGAAGCCUUACACGUGCUUCCAGUGUGGGAGGAGCUUCACACGGCCGAGAAGUCUGAAAAAUCACGUUUGCUCUAACUCUAAUGUGAGAUCAUUUAACUGUGAUCAGUGCUGUAUAAAUUUUACUUCUGCAUCAGCCCUAAAAAUGCAUCUUGAAAUUCAUACAGAGGAGAAUCUUCCCUCUGGAUUGGCAGAAAAAAAUGAUUUUAGUGUGCGAGCUCAUGUCUGCUUGGAGUGUGGGAAGGCCUUUUCUAAUACCAGUGACUUGGGACGGCACCUGAGAAUCCAUACUGGGGAAAGACCUUACAGGUGCUCAUAUUGUGGAAAGGGUUUCACUCUGUCACAAAGCCUGAAAAUACACGAGAGAGUUCAUACUGGAGAAAAGCCAUACCACUGCACUUCAUGUAGAAAGAGUUUCAGCCAAUUAUAUACUCUACAGAUUCAUAGAAUAAAGUAUUGUCGAAAGUUGAUGCAGGGAGCAAACUGCAUGUCAUCUGCAGUGUAAAUAAUGAGCAAUUCUCAAAUUGAUUUGCGACAUUGCGUUAACUGUAGGGUCAGAAAUUGCAACCUUCAGAAAUGACUCACCGCAACUCACUCACUCUGAUUCCCUGUCACGUGGAGCUCGCCGAAACAACAACAGGACUACCGCGUGAGAAUAAACAAUUGUAAAAGAGUUAUUUAGGAAGCAAUUCAUGGAGUAACUUUACCUUGUGGAAGUGUGUGAUUUGUGUUUUUAUCCCCCUCGAAGACUUGGUGACAGAAUCAUAAUGGAUUACAAUCGUUGUUUGUAAUGAUGUGUGGCUGUGAGUGCAAUCGCUGAAGAAAGCAUCCAGAUUAGAGGUCGACCAAUAGUGGAUUUUGCGAUACCGAUAACUAAGGUGGUGGGAAAGGCAGAUAACUGAUUAAUCGGCCGAUAGUUUUUAAAAUUGAUUAAUAGAAUAUCAAAAAAAAUUCUUAUUCUUUCC